Colletotrichum chrysophilum is the source of this 1713-nucleotide messenger RNA. RefSeq lists its product as uncharacterized. Gene Ontology annotation, molecular function: glutathione gamma-glutamate hydrolase. The record is from RefSeq and is a predicted model, not a curated record. The transcript has 7 exons. NCBI's taxonomy places the organism in Eukaryota, Fungi, Ascomycota, Sordariomycetes, Glomerellales, Glomerellaceae. Gene Ontology annotation, biological process: glutathione catabolic process. Gene Ontology annotation, cellular component: plasma membrane. The coding region runs from base 1 to 1713 and encodes 570 amino acids.
AUGAGGUUAUCUCUCUCAUUACGGCGUUUCUACGCCUCUUUGCUGGCUCUGGUCGAGUUGCGGCUUGUGUCGGCUGCCGCGAUACCGGAAUUCGUCUUUGAUCCCUAUGGCGGUGACACAGGCGCCGUUGCGAGCGAGUCUGUGGAAUGUAGCAGGAUAGGACGCGAUCUAAUCGCGCGUGGCGGCAAUGCCGUAGACGCCUUGGUCGGCACGACCUUUUGCGUGGGAACUGUGGGCAUGUACCACUCGGGAAUCGGCGGCGGCGGUUUCGUUGUCAUCAGGGACUCGGACGGAAACUAUGAGUCUAUUGAUUUCAGGGAGUCGGCGCCCGCUGCUGCGUUCCAGGACAUGUACAAGGGUAACGUCCAGGGGAGUGUGUACGGAGGCCUGGCUGUGGGCGUGCCGAGCGAAGUUCGUGGUUUGGAAUACAUCCACAAGAAGUACGGCUCUCUUCCAUGGAAGACGGUUGUAACUCCGGCGGCCCUGUUGGCCAAGGGCGGAUUCCGAGUCUCGGAGGACUUGGUCAGAUAUAUGGCUUCAGCUAUCGAGAACCAGAAGAACUUCCUUGUCGAGGAUCCUGUCUGGGCCGAAGAGUUUGCUCCUAAUGGAACGCUUCUCAAGCUCGACGACACCAUCUAUCGCAAGAGAUAUGGAGCUACGCUCGCCAAGAUCGCCGAGGAAGGCCCUGAAGCCUUCUACAGCGGACCCAUCGCCAAGUCGAUGGUCGCCACGGUCCGCGCCACAAACGGCACAAUGACCCUCGACGACCUGCAAUCCUACAAGGUCAUCACCCGCCAGUCCCUGAACAUCACCUACCGCGGCUACCGCCUGAUAUCUAUCGGUUCUCCCGCCAGCGGUGCUGUAGCCCUCAACACGCUCAAGAUCAUGGAGCAAUUCGACCCCUCGGAGAGCGACGACGUGACCCUCGGCGUGCAUCGUUUCGAUGAGGCUAUGCGCUUUGCCUACGGCGCACGCUCUCUCCUCGGCGAUCCAGACUUUGUAGCAGGAAUCGGACCGUACGAGGAUACUCUCAUCGACGAGGCAACGGCCAAGAGCAUGCGAUCACGCAUCCUCGACAACCAGACGCAGCCGGUGGAAAAGUACGACCCCCACGGAAUGUACUCCAGCGAAGGCUUCGGAACCUCGCACAUCGUGACCGCAGACAAGUCGGGCAUGGCCACAUCCCUCACGACCACCGUGAACCUGCUCUUCGGCGCCCAGAUCAUGGACCCGCUGUCCGGAGUCAUACUGAACAACGAAAUGAACGACUUCUCCAUCCCCGGCGUCCGGAACGCCUUCGGCUUCGAGCCGUCCCCCGCGAACUUUGUCCGCGCAAACAAGCGGCCCCUCUCGUCCAUCACGCCCAUCAUCGUCGAGAAUCCCGACGGAAAGCUCUACGUCACCGUCGGCGCGGCCGGCGGCUCCCGCAUCAUCAGCUCCACGGCGCAGGUCACCUGGCACGUUCUCGAGCACGGCCAGACCAUGAAGCAGGCCCUCCGCGAGCCGAGACUACACGACCAGCUCAUGCCCAACACCGUCACCUUUGAGUAUCCCUUCGAUAACGACACCGUUGCCAGUAUGAUCGACAAGGGCCACGUCGUCACUUGGGUUCCCGAGGGCCGCAGCGCGGUGCAGGGCAUCAAGUUUGAAGAUGGUGUCUUUGAAGCGGCCAGCGAGCCGCGGCAGAAGAACAGCGGCGCGUUUACUGUUUAG